AGUAUAUGAUGAUGUAAUUGAAGCAAUAAAUCAAUGGAAAGAUUCCGGAAUAAAGAUAUUUAUUUAUUCUUCUGGAAGUGUGGCCGCCCAAAAAUUAUUAUUUGGACAUUCGGAUAAAGGAGAUUUAUUAAAG
Messenger RNA from Racocetra persica, 133 nucleotides. Lineage: Eukaryota; Fungi; Glomeromycota; Glomeromycetes; Diversisporales; Gigasporaceae. The record is from the annotation of a GenBank genome assembly.